Morus notabilis is the source of this 718-nucleotide messenger RNA. RefSeq lists its product as uncharacterized. The record is from RefSeq and is a predicted model, not a curated record. Bases 61 to 588 code for a protein of 175 amino acids. NCBI's taxonomy places the organism in Eukaryota, Viridiplantae, Streptophyta, Magnoliopsida, Rosales, Moraceae. The transcript has a single exon.
CCUCCUUUCCUCGUUCACUCCGCUUAGAGAGAGAAACGGAGGAGUGAGAGAGAGAGAAAGAUGGGUAUAUGUGUAUCAGCCUCGAAACGAGUCAAGAACUCGCUCUCCAACUCGCCCGAUUUUGACUCAGCUUGCGACGCAACCUUCUCCCACUGCCUCUCCCUUACUCAGCACGCUUUCCCAGGCGUCUUCCCUUACCAACUCACCGACGCCGCUGACAACCUCUUCCGCGCCCUCGCCGUCUCCGCCGCCCGCCCGCGUGCGCUCGGCUGGGUUUCGUCUCCCCCGACUCGCUCUCAGGUCGACUCUGCCUUCCGAGUCGUGACUCGCGGGCCCAACGACAACAACGACGACGGAGCCCAAACUCUGAGCUCGGCCCAGUUCAAGGAGUGGGCCGUGGAGCUGUUCGGGGACGCGGCCCUGUCCAGCGCCCGGGGCUCCCUGCUCCGCCGUGUCCCGAUCGGAGCGGCGGGAAUCGCCUGCGUCGGAGCUCUGACUCGGCUGGGAAAUGGCCUCGUAGGGGCAGCGAUUGGGGUCUACGCGCUCGGCGUAUACGCUGCUGUGUAUUCGAGUUUAUGUGGGAAGUGACCGGUUUGUUAUUAAAUAAUAAUAAUAAUAAUCUUAGCAAAAUGUAAUACUCUACUCUGGUUUGUGUCAAUAGAAGUACAUUAUAUAUUUAUUUAUAUACAAUAAAUAUGAUAUGAUAAUUCUUUUGUCC